UAGGAAUUGACUGAGAGUAGGGAGACGGUUACGGUGCUUUCAAAGGGUUUGCUUUGCUUGCGGAUGAAGAAUCGGGUUCACCAGUAUCGUCCCCUUCCUUUCUCAUUCAUCAAACCCUAAUAUUUCAUUCUAUAAACCCUCUCCUUGUUCUCACUAAUCUCCAUCUCAAAAACUCUAUAUCGAUCGUAAACUACUCAGACUCAGUUUUUUUAAAAAUCAGAUUGCUUAGCGUCUUGAAUGGUAGAAACAACUCCGACUACCAGAGAUUUUAUGCUCUCCCAUUGCACAAACGCUAGGGCGAGCUUUCUCCUCCCUGUCUCCACCCCAUCUUCUUUCACAUUUGUCUCUUUCAAAAAAUCUUGGUACUUACGUUGCAUGGGCGUCCACCCUUGAAUAAAAAAAAAAAGGCCUUCAUCAGAGUUUCUGAUUCCUUUUGCUGGUAUAAUUGUAAAGAUGGUGUACAACAAGCAGAUGAAAAACUCUAAAUCGAAGAUAAACAGGUUCCUCGUUAGCAUCAGUUUCGUAGGAAGUGCUGGACCGAUUCGUUUUGUUGUCAAAGAAGAUGAAACUGUAUCAAAUGUGAUUGAGUAUGCUCUGAAAUGCUACGCCCGUGAAGGCAGGCUUCCCCUUCUCGGAUCAGAUUCCAGCUUUUUCAUUCUUUACUGUCCUUAUUGUGCCGCUGAAGCAUUCGAUCCGUGGGGGAAAAUCGGGUCAACCGGAUCGAGGAACUUCGUUUUGUCGAAGAAGUCAGAAGCUCAAAGCCUUGGAGACUCUGUGGGGACAACAACAAUGAGGAAGAUCUCUGGGAGGUGGAAGGCUUGGCUCAACAAGUCUCUAGGCCUUGUGGAUCAUUCUCACUAAUUAGAUUAUGCUUUUUGAAUUUUAUUUUUUACAGUUUUGUUUUUGGUUCUUGUUUUCACUGGAAUAGCCGUCACAACACUCGUGGUUUCUUUUUUUGCCAUAAAAUUAAUGAAUUGAGACUUGAUAGAG
This is a messenger RNA of Raphanus sativus (radish), 990 nucleotides long. RefSeq lists its product as uncharacterized. The transcript is spliced from 3 exons. The record is from RefSeq and is a predicted model, not a curated record. NCBI's taxonomy places the organism in Eukaryota, Viridiplantae, Streptophyta, Magnoliopsida, Brassicales, Brassicaceae. Bases 454 to 861 code for a protein of 135 amino acids.